This is a messenger RNA of Anastrepha obliqua, 771 nucleotides long. RefSeq lists its product as uncharacterized. The record is from RefSeq and is a predicted model, not a curated record. Bases 55 to 726 code for a protein of 223 amino acids. The transcript has 2 exons. NCBI's taxonomy places the organism in Eukaryota, Metazoa, Arthropoda, Insecta, Diptera, Tephritidae.
GUCGCUGAACGUCAGUCACUCUAUUGCAUUUGAAUUAAAACCUUUGAAUUAAAAAUGAAACAAAUCUUGAUUCUCGCUGCAAGUGCAUUGCUGUUGGUACAGCUCGUUCACGCUUUACCUCAUACAAAACGAGAGUCGGUCGCGGUUGCUGUGCAUGAGAACCAUGUCUCUAAGGAUGCCUCAUAUGAAGAAGUCGAUCCCAAGCUAAAACUUUUCUUUUUCACUCUUGCCAGAAUGACUGUAGUAGCCCAAUGGACACUCGAUAAAGGUAGCGAAGUGCUUAAGAAUGCCGUGAAGGAAUUAAAUGAAAUUCCCGACAAAGACGAGCUGUUGCAAGCGAAUAUUAUCCGUAUGUCUCGCAUUGCUAAUGAAAUUUCUCAGAAGGAAGAUGGACGCCAAGGCAUUAAAAAACGGGCCCAAUAUACGGCUGAUUUCUUUAAAUUGUUAGAUGACUUUGAAAAAAUUCCCGAUGAUUCGAAAUUAAAAAUUACGAUAAAGACAGCUUUAGAAAAUAAUGGUUUCACGAAGUUUGUAAGCGAAGUGAAAGAGAAAUACCUUGCUUUUGCUAAGAAUUUCGAGCAUGUUUUUGGUGAAUUCCUUAAAGAAAUGACUCCCGCGGAAAAAUCAAAGAAUUCCAAAUUAGUUCAGUGGUUUGAGGAAUUCAAGGCUGAAACUAAUAUGAUGAAGAAAUUUGACAAAUUUAACGAUUUCUUUGAUCUCAUCUGAUUUAUUCCAGAUUACGAAAAUAAAGUACAUCAUUGAGUAACGAAA